UAAUCAUCGCAAAACGGUACACGUAAGGGUUCGCUCGUAUGUAUGCGAUAUUUGCCAGAUGGGAUUCUAUACUAGCAGCACACUUAGCUCCCACAGGAAAGGCGUACACAGCGAGAAGCAGUUCAAGUGCAGCAAGUGUGAUAAAAAGUUCAGCCGACGAUCGGAUUUACUGCUGCACGAGAUGACCCACAUCGACGAGCGGCCUUUUGCAUGCGAUCAUUGCUCGAAACGGUUCAAAACGGUUGCGCAUCUGCGUCACCAUCAGCUCGUGCAAACGGGCAACCCACCGAUCAAGUGCAAGUACUGUGGCGAAGGGUUCACCAGGUACAGUGACCGUCGAGUUCAUCAGUUAAAGCACGAGAACAUUGAAGCCUAUCUCUGUCCGUACUGUGGGAAGAGUUUCCAGCGUAACUAUCAGCUGCAAGUGCACAUCCGCAAGACUCACACGUUCGAACGACCGUUUCAGUGUGAUCUUUGUGACAGUAAAUUCAUCCAACGCUGGGAACUAACGAAGCACUGUGAAAAGGAACACACCGGUGAAGGUUCCCCCAAUGGGCCAUCGAUUAGUGUCGAUGCAGUGGAAGUAAAUGAAUAGAACAACCUUUAGCUGAAGAUCGCUACCAGCAGUAGCUGAAGGUGCUGAAUAUCCGAAGGUUUCAUUCUCGUAUCGGGAAUGUAACGGUAGAUUCGUUAAUAUGUUG
Anopheles darlingi is the source of this 701-nucleotide messenger RNA. RefSeq names its product zinc finger protein 239-like. Gene Ontology annotation, biological process: regulation of DNA-templated transcription. Lineage: Eukaryota; Metazoa; Arthropoda; Insecta; Diptera; Culicidae. Bases 59 to 595 code for a protein of 178 amino acids. The record is from RefSeq and is a predicted model, not a curated record. Gene Ontology annotation, molecular function: RNA polymerase II cis-regulatory region sequence-specific DNA binding; DNA-binding transcription factor activity, RNA polymerase II-specific. The transcript has a single exon.